GCAGCAGCAGCUCACCUGACAACCAUGACCACCACUGACAUGAGCACGGGCAAGAUCAUCUUUUUUGAGGAGAGGAACUUGCAGGGUCGCUCCUACGAGUGCAUGAGCGACUGCGCCGACGUGUCCUCCUUCCUGAGCAGGUGCCAGUCCUGCCGGGUGGAGAGCGGCUGCUUUAUGAUCUACGAGCGUCCUAACUUCAUGGGCAACCAGCACUUCAUGAAGAAGGGCGAGCACGCCGACUCCAUCAGCGUGAUGGGCAUGACCAGCGGCAUCAAGUCCUGUCGCAUCAUCCCCAUGCACAAAGGCCAGUUCAGGAUUAGGAUCUUUGAACGGGAGAACCUGAGCGGCCAGUCCCAAGAGCUGCUGGAGGACUGCGACAACAUAGUGGAGCGCCUCCGGAUGAAUGAAUGCUUGUCCUGCCAGGUGCUGGAGGGCCACUGGCUGCUGUUCGAGCAACCCAACUUCCGCGGCAAGGUGGUGUACGUGAGGCCCAGCGAGCACCGCACCUUCAAGGAGAUGGGCUUGGGCAGUACCCGCUUCUUGAGCAUGAAGCGCAUCACAGACACGUGCUAG
Messenger RNA from Syngnathoides biaculeatus (alligator pipefish), 573 nucleotides. RefSeq names its product gamma-crystallin M3-like. The transcript has 3 exons. Lineage: Eukaryota; Metazoa; Chordata; Actinopteri; Syngnathiformes; Syngnathidae. Gene Ontology annotation, biological process: visual perception; lens development in camera-type eye. Gene Ontology annotation, molecular function: structural constituent of eye lens. The record is from RefSeq and is a predicted model, not a curated record. The coding region runs from base 25 to 573 and encodes 182 amino acids.